AUGGCCGCCAUCUUGUGUGAACUGUUGUGGCCGUUGCAUCCGUCGCUUUCGCAGGCACACAUGAAGCCUCCUGGAAUAUUUCCGACCCUCGGUGUAUUCAUGCACAUUCUUCCACUGCCGCAAGUCCUCCAUGUUGCCAUAGCUGUUGAUAUAGUAAAAAACUCGCUUCCAUGUAACGAUAUUUCUUCUUCUGUAGCUAUGGGCGUGAAGAUUAACCCGUGCAUUGCACUGGGGCUGUGCAUAGCUGCUGCGUUUUGCGUCGUAUUGCUGACGCAAGGCGUGGAGGCGCAGAUAAACAUUCAUUUGCCGCCAGGGCCGCCGUCUGCGAUCAAGUGCCGCCACUCGGGAACGUUGGCUCGCAAGCCCACGUGGAGCAUUUGUGACGAGAGUCGGUGGCAGUCGCCUGUCAUCUGCGAUCACGAAUCCGGGCACAAGGCACAAUGCGUUUCCGCUAUUGAUCUGUAUGAUCACAGAUUGUCCCGCGGUUGCUUGUCGCAUACGGAAAUGGACCUCUUGUACAUGUUCUCGUCGCGAAGUGAGCAAACUGGACGAUGUCGUGUUUCCAAUGGCACCAUCUACUGUUUCUGCGAACACGACAUGUGCAAUGAUCAUCAGCUAUUCACCGACCACAAGUGUUUCCAUUGUGGAGGCCCGGGCCAUGCCAUGCAAGAGUGCAAGACCAAGAAUGGCGUGAUUCACAAGUGCUUGUCGCCGUUCGUGCUUUCCCUGGGCAAGAAGACCCAUGGAACGAUUUAUUGCGUGAAGGAAGUGGACACUGCGAAUAGUGGAGCUGUGGCGCGGUAUUGUGAAGCUUUGGAGUCUCCUCCAGAAAAGAUGUGUCAAUAUGAGGGCAAUUCGUACAAGUGUUAUUGCACUGAGGAUGUGUGUAAUAUCGGUUGAUUUUUCUGUGGAGUGUUAUUGUCAUUUUUUUUGUCAGUGUUUUUUAAUCUUUUAGUGCAAAACCCUUGCGUGAUAUGCCUUUCUGAGGCUCUGUCGGGUCUUUAUUUCGUCCUCUUCUCUUUUUUUUUAUCCUCAUGUUCCCCGUUAUUUUUGGCUCUGGCAGCGUGGGGUUUCUUUGCAAUAAAAGCCAGUCCGAAUAAG
Notodromas monacha is the source of this 1101-nucleotide messenger RNA. NCBI's taxonomy places the organism in Eukaryota, Metazoa, Arthropoda, Ostracoda, Podocopida, Cyprididae. The record is from the annotation of a GenBank genome assembly.